ACUCCUAUCUCGUUUUUUGUUUCCAAUUUUGAUGAUGCACAAGAGGUGUUUGUUGUUUGUUCAAUGUCACUAAUGCUUUCUGUCAUUUCCAUUGUCAUGUGUGCACAAGCAUCAUAAAUAGACAAUUUUUGUCAUCGCCACCAGCCUCGGAACACCAGCCGGAACAGCUAGUCCAAAUGUAUACAUAUGCGCGAAAGAAAAGAAGGUUAGCUUGGUGCGUAGACAUAUAUCCACUACCACCGUGGUCACUACCGAGAAACAGUAUAUCAAGAUUUCAUCCCAAAGGAACCACUAUAAAUCGUUACUAUAUAAUCAAUCCACCAGAAUCAUCCGAUGACAUAUCUUAUAUUUUCUCGCUGAAACUUGCCACCGCUUUUGUUAUCACUACUCUCUGUCUGUCAAACCAGCCAUUUUUGCAACGACCUUCUCUUUAAAUUCUUCGUCACAUCGUAAGAAGAUUUCUUUUCUGUUAAGAUAGAAGAAGAAAGAUGGGUGGCAAAAAAAUUGUCACAAACUCCGAAUCAUCUGCACCGGUAAAGAACAGCCCAGCCCCAGCUGCUGAUAAUUUACUCUCAGAGAAGUAUAAGGAAUAUGCUGUAGAUGGAUCAGAAUGGUAUUUCUUCACUACCAGAGAACGAAGAUACCCUAAUGGGGUUCAACCUAGACGGAAUGCUGGUAAUCAUGAGGGACAUUGGAAACCUCUUGGGGUUUCUGAACCGAUUAUGGACAAACACGGAAGAAUAUUUGGGUCUAAAAGGAUUUUGGAUUACCAUAUGUUUAAUGAGGCUGCAUUGACCAAAGCAAGUACUAGGACUGAUUUCAAAAUGGUAGAGUACGUUGUGGUCGAUGCUGAAAUUGCAGCAUUUACAGAUUUUUGCUUGUGUAAAAUAUAUAAGAAUCAUAGGAAAUCACCAGGAAAUUCAGAUUCACUCACUGAUGGUGAUGAUACUCAUCCUAGUGCAGAAGCUAACAUUUCAUCAACAUUGAGAGCAGAUCGUUAUAGUGGAUCAUCUUUGCCACAACAUAUCAGUAAUAAUGCUAGUAAUCUUGAUGGUUCACGGAAGCGUCGCUUGAACUCCUCUCUUCCUCCUCCUAAUCAUAAUUAUCACGUGCAAACUUAUCAGGAGAUGCCAUUCGUCAAUCCGUUUCCAUGGUUUGGAAAUAAUCUAACUGUAGCAGAGGAAAAUGCACUCUUUGAGAUGGAACUUAGAGAAGAAAACCAAACGAACACUUACUUUAAUGAGCUACCAGAUAUGGAUCAAAACGACCCGGAUUUCUGGGAUUUUGAUGGACAACAUCUUCUCACAGAUCAGCAAUGCUCCCUUAUCAGAUGUGACCGGAUUAAUGCACCAGUUGCCGCACAUCAUCAGCAACAGCCACAAGAACAAUGGCAUCUGCAGCAGCAGACACAACAACAAUGGCGUCCGCAGCAGCAGACACAACGAACAAUGGCGUCCGCAGCAGCAGACACAACAACAAUGGUGUCAGCAGCAGCAGCCACAGCAGCAAUCGCGUCAGCCAGCAACCUCAGAAGCAGAGGCAACAGCACAAGCAGUAGCGCAAAUAGCUUGAGAUAGUGUGUCAUCUCAAUGAAGACAGCAGUGCUGCAUCCUGGACUGGAUGUUAUAAGCUUUUAAUUGAUCAGUACUUUUUUUUCCCUAGAAACCUUUGGAUUAUAACCAAGCAUAGAUUCUUAGUUUGAUCAUAGUCAAACCAAAUUUAUUUCUUAGAUUUAAUUUCGCUGAAACUAACAAAUGAUGAAGGCUUAAUCAUUUCGAGAUUCUUAAUGUGUUUGUUGGUAUGGAACUCACCACUAUGAACCAAUAGUGUUAAAUUGACUUCCACUCAUAUGUUUGUGAGCUCUUGUUUUUAGCUUCUUCUCAGUUGUGCCAGAGCUACCCCUCUAUCUGUUGUUGUUCAAGUCCAUUUAUGAG
Papaver somniferum (opium poppy) is the source of this 1934-nucleotide messenger RNA. Its product is annotated as NAC domain-containing protein 74-like. NCBI's taxonomy places the organism in Eukaryota, Viridiplantae, Streptophyta, Magnoliopsida, Ranunculales, Papaveraceae. Bases 489 to 1577 code for a protein of 362 amino acids. The transcript has 4 exons. Gene Ontology annotation, biological process: regulation of DNA-templated transcription. Gene Ontology annotation, molecular function: DNA binding. The record is from RefSeq and is a predicted model, not a curated record.